GGGUCAACUAGUCCUCCUCGUCCUAACGAUAUGACUGGCCGUCCAGACCACGCCCACAAGACGCUAACCCCGCCCCCAACACGUGUUGAGCACCCAUCAGACACGCCCCAUGUCACUGAUUCAUCCUGGAGGCCCCGCCCCCCCCCUGGGAUCCCUAUAUCCGAAGCCCCGGGCCGUCUGCCCUGUCUCUGUCCCUCAGCUGCCAUGUCUGCACAGCAAAUCUUCACAGAGGGCGAAAGCUGCAAGUCCUCCUGGCACAGCGCGUCUGCCGGGUACAAUGAAACGGACACUCACUUGGAGAUCAUGGGCAAGCCAGUAAUGGAGAGAUGGGAGACCCCCUACAUGCACAGCUUAGCCGGGGUGGCAGCCAGCAAAGGAGGCCGUGUGCUGGAGCUUGGCUUUGGAAUGGCUAUAGCCGCUAGUAAAGUGGAAGAGUAUAACAUAGAAGAGCACUGGAUUGUGGAGUGCAAUGAUGGAGUCUUUCAGCGACUGCAAGAAUGGGCUAAAACACAACCUCAUAAGAUUGUUCCAUUGAAAGGGCUGUGGGAAGACGUGGUGCCCACUUUACCAGAUGGUCACUUUGAUGGCAUUUUGUACGAUACAUAUCCUCUCUCUGAGGAGACAUGGCAUACACAUCAGUUUAACUUCAUCAAGGGUCAUGCUUACCGCCUGCUCAAGCCUGGUGGAGUCCUUACCUACUGUAACCUUACAUCUUGGGGAGAAUUCUUGAAAUCAAAAUACAAUGAUAUAGAAACAAUGUUUCAGGAGACUCAGCUACCUCAGCUGUUGGAGGCUGGAUUCAAGCAGGAAAAUAUUAGCACCACAGUGAUGGAUCUUAUCCCUCCCAAAGAGUGCAGAUAUUACUCCUUCCCUAAGAUGAUUACACCCAGCAUUAUCAAGUCUUAAGCAGAUCAACGAUUCCUCUGUUCUGUACUAGAGAUGAGCGAACUUACAGUAAAUUCGAUUCGUCACGAACUUCUCGGCUCGACAGUUGAUGACUUUUCCUG
Hyla sarda is the source of this 1007-nucleotide messenger RNA. It is a transcript of the gene GAMT, whose product is annotated as guanidinoacetate N-methyltransferase. Gene Ontology annotation, molecular function: guanidinoacetate N-methyltransferase activity. The transcript has 6 exons. Gene Ontology annotation, biological process: creatine biosynthetic process. The record is from RefSeq and is a predicted model, not a curated record. The coding region runs from base 31 to 906 and encodes 291 amino acids. Lineage: Eukaryota; Metazoa; Chordata; Amphibia; Anura; Hylidae. Gene Ontology annotation, cellular component: nucleus; cytoplasm.